GGUCCAACUUCCGGGGCAUAGUUUAUUGCGAGAUCAAGGGAGCUGAAAGGCACACGAAUGACACUAGUGAGACUUUGAUGGAUGGGAAACUGGGAUCACGAGAUACAUCAUCCCACAAGUACGGCCGCUGGGACUGCAACAAAUCCGUUCUUACACUCGAAUAGGCACGUCUGGGCUCCAAUUGUUCAAACAACAGAAUUCGAAUCAAAACCAGGGUCCAGUACUAGGAAUAUGCCACUAGUGGUGUCCGGGGAUAUGGUGAACACACAUAUUCAAGCGGGCAUGUCUGAUGCGUUGAUGAACAGGAGAAUCAUCCGGGGCUACAUGGAUCCGCGGGCUUCUCACGCCCUCUCCAAGAGCCCAAACACGGACGGAUAUCAUACGGACCGAGGGCAAUCAUUGGUGCGCGAUCAGGAGCUGUGCGCAACUCCACAUGCUGAGCGGCGAUUUUUGGGGAAUUAUUCGAUGCUCCCUCGGCACCGAUGGCCCAGAGAUUUGGUUACAGACAGAGACUACGUAGCUUACUUUUUAUUAUAUGUGUGGCGACGAAGACGGCAGGGAAAAGUGAUAUGCUGUAUGAGAGAUAAUGAUCUAAAAAGGAAACAAGCGUUUUUGAUUGCCCUGAUGCGAUGAAUUACUAAUAUACGAUCCAAUGUAGGGUGGACAGCGCUCUCCAGCUGCGGACAACUCCU
Molecule: messenger RNA, 692 nt
Organism: Cantharellus anzutake
Lineage: Eukaryota; Fungi; Basidiomycota; Agaricomycetes; Cantharellales; Hydnaceae
Exons: 2
Coding region: 82-633 (183 amino acids)
Source: RefSeq, a predicted model, not a curated record